Trichosurus vulpecula (common brushtail) is the source of this 2519-nucleotide messenger RNA. RefSeq names its product hemogen (gene HEMGN). The record is from RefSeq and is a predicted model, not a curated record. The transcript is spliced from 4 exons. Gene Ontology annotation, cellular component: nucleoplasm. Lineage: Eukaryota; Metazoa; Chordata; Mammalia; Diprotodontia; Phalangeridae. Gene Ontology annotation, biological process: regulation of osteoblast differentiation; cell differentiation. The coding region runs from base 1 to 2301 and encodes 766 amino acids.
AUGAAUGAUCGAAAAAGGGAUCAGCUUCACCUGGAUGUUAAUGAGAUGCCUGCCCUUGGCCAGAAAGAGGACAAUGUUCCAGAAAGCACAGGAACUCGAUGUUUGCGGAACCGAGAGCUACUCAGGAAAAGAAAAGCUGAAGCCCAAGAAAGACAAAUGUCACAGUGGCCUGGAUCACAAAAUCAAAGCAAACGACAAAGAACAGCAAAAGGCCGAGGCCAGUCACAAACUAAAGAAACAAAGAAGGAGCCUUUGCAACAAGUUGUGAGAGUGGAAAAGGAAGAAAAAACAAAGAAGGAACUGCCAUCUCAGGAGCAGCAGAAGACACUGGUGACUGUUGCUGAGGACUUCCACUCUACAGAAAACCACAAAGUGACUGUGACAGAACGUGCCCCUAAAACAUAUCAAGAUGCAGCUAUGCCUCAGGACUACACAACUGAAACAUACCAAGAAACAUCUGAGCCUAAGGACCUUUCUCCUAAAACAUGCCAAGAAACAGCUGUGCCUGAAAAACAUGCCUUUAAAACACACCAAGAAACCACUGUAUUUAAAGAGAUGCCUCCUAAAACAUGCCAGGGAGUAGUUGUACUGGAAUCUUUCUCUCCUAAAAGAGACCAAGAAACAGCUCUUCCUAAAGAUUGUUCUCCGAAAAUAUGUCAAGAAACAGCUAUCACUGAAAACUAUGCACCUAAGGGAUGUCAAGAAACAGCUAUACCUGAACAGCUUUCUCCUAAAACAUGCCAGGAAAUAGGUGUGUCUGCAAAAUACACCCACGAAACAUACCAAGAAGCAUCUGUACCCGAAGAUCUCUCUCGUAAAACAUGCCAAGAAACAUCUGUGCCUGAAAAACAUACCUCUACAACAUACCAAGAAACCACUGUGUUUAAGGAGCUGUUUCCUAAAACAUGCCAAGGAAUAGUUGUACCUGAAUCUUUGUCUCCUAAAAGAGACCAAGAAACAGCUCUUCCUAAAGAUUGUUCUCCAAAAAUAUGUCAAGAAACAGCUAUCAUUGAAAACUGUGCACCUAAGAGAUGCCAAGAAACAGCUGUACCUGAAGAGCUUUCUCCAAAAAUAUGUCAGGAAAUAGGUGUGUCUGCAAAAUACACCUUUGAAAUAUACCAAGAGACAGAUGUACCUGAAGAUCUCUCUCCUAAAACAUUCCAAAAAAGAGCUAAAACUGAAAAUUCUUCACCUAAAAGAAGCCAAGAAACAACCAUUUAUGAAGCACUUUCUCCUAAAACAUGCCAAGAAGCAGCUGUGCCUGAAAAAUACACCCUUGAAACAUGCCAAGAAACAGUUGUACCUGAAUCUUUGUCUCCUAGAAGAUACCAAGAAACAACUGUUCCUGGAGAUUGCUCUCCUAAAACACAUCAAGAAACAGCCAUCACUGAAAACUAUGCACCUAAGAGAUGUCAAGAAACAGCUGUGCCUGAAGAGUUUUCUCCAAAAACAUGCCAGGAAAUACCUAUGUCUGAAAGAUACACCCUUAAAACAAACCAAGAAACAGCUGUGCCGGAAAAACAUGCCUCUAUAAUGUGCCAAGGAGCAGCUGUGCCUAAAGAUUGCUCUCCUAAGACAUGCCAGGAAAAAGCUAUGUCUGAAAAAGGUGUCUCUAAAAUGAACCAAGAAACAACUGUGCAUGAAAGUAGCUUUCCUACACCAUUCCACGAAAUAGAUGCACUUGAAAAACAUACUUCUAAAUCAUAUCAAGAAACAGCUAUGCCCAAAGAUCUUCCUCCUAAAAUACACCAGGAAAGCAUUAUUCCUAAAAAAUACACCCCUAAAACAUACCAAGAAACAGCUAUACACAAAGAAACAUGCCAGGAGAAAAAUGUAUUUGAAAAACAUGCCCUUAAGAUGUCCCAAGAAAGGGCUGUGCCUUACUUAGCUAAAAAAUGCCAAGAAAGAGAUGGAAUUAAAGAAUAUCCUAUGGAACUAUACCAAGAUACAGCUGUGGCCAAAGAUCUCACGCCUAAUAUAAGCCAGAAAAUAUCUGUGCUUGAAAAAUAUUUUCCUAAAAAACACCAAGAAGCAGCUAUGCCUAAAACUGUCUUGGCUAAAAUAUGUCACAAAACAGCUGGUCCAGAAGAAUAUCAUACUGAAACAUACCAAGAAAAAGUUAUGCCUAAAGUUCAGGAUCCUCUAACACACGGAGAAACUGCUACAGCUAUCAUUUGUCCUCCAAAGCUGAAAAAAAUAACAGAAGCAGAGGAACCAGAAAAACCUACAAUUCUGAAUCUUUCCCAGGAGAAUAAUGCAGGGAUUGAUUACCACAGAUUUCAACAACUACCUCAACCAUAAUAAUUUCAAACUAAAGAUACAGUAUCCUAAUACUUUAAAUGCACAAUUUCUCUACAUGCAAUAAAGUAUAGAUCUCUAUAGCGUUCAGCGAUAAUUUGCCUCAGGGAUGUUUUCCUAUAUAUACUCUGUAUUUAACAUAUUUGAAGACCUGGCUUCAGCAAUGGUAACUCAUUUGUGUGUGCUGGGGAAUUGGGGAUAGAUGAGAACAGAUCGAUAGG